Molecule: messenger RNA, 1682 nt
Organism: Galendromus occidentalis (western predatory mite)
Lineage: Eukaryota; Metazoa; Arthropoda; Arachnida; Mesostigmata; Phytoseiidae
Gene: Rab7
Product: RAS oncogene family member Rab7
Exons: 5
Coding region: 133-756 (207 amino acids)
Biological process (GO): phagosome-lysosome fusion; endosome to lysosome transport
Cellular component (GO): late endosome; lysosome; phagocytic vesicle
Molecular function (GO): GTPase activity; GTP binding
Source: RefSeq, a predicted model, not a curated record
GUAUCAUCCAGCAGUGUACUUGUGUGGUAGAAAGAUCGUCGUCGUAUCGGUCUCUACGUUCGUGCCCACAGAGUCUUCGUUUGUUCGUUCCACGGUACAGCCUCUUUGUGAAGUAAAUCUUCCCAGUUCAGAAUGUCCAACCGAAAGAAGGUCCUCCUUAAAGUCAUCGUCCUCGGUGACUCCGGGGUUGGCAAAACCUGUCUCAUGAAUCAGUUCGUCAGUAAAAAAUUCACCAACCAAUACAAAGCCACAAUAGGAGCGGAUUUCCAAACCAAAGAAGUCAUGGUCGACAACAAGUUGAUCACACUGCAGAUCUGGGAUACCGCUGGUCAAGAGCGUUUCCAAUCCCUAGGAGUCGGCUUCUACCGAGGUGCGGACUGUUGCGUGCUCGUGUACGAUGUCACUUCGCCGACCACUUUUAAAAGUCUCGAAAGUUGGAGAGAUGAAUUCCUGAUCCAAUCGUCGCCUAAAGAUCCCGAGAACUUCCCCUUCGUUGUAAUUGGGAAUAAGAUUGAUUUGGAAAACCGCUCGAUAACGACUAAGCGAGCUCAGUCGUGGUGUCAGUCCAAGAACAAUAUCCCGUAUUUUGAGGUUUCGGCGAAAGAGGCUCUCCACGUUGACGAGGCCUUCGCUACUGUCGCUCGCAAUGCUCAGGCGCAAGAGAACGAAGUUGAGCUCUACAACGAGUUUCCCGAUCAGAUCAAACUCUCUCCCCUGCCCACAUCUUCUUCUCGUCAAGAUAACUGCGGUUGCUAGGAGCUCCUUCCAUGUACUAUGUUCCGUGGAGGAGAGAUAAUGACAACGGGAAAAAACAAAGGAAAAAAAAAACAAUGGAGACCUCAGAGGAAAAUCACUGAUCGAGUGCGUUAUUUCCGUAAUUUUGAAUCACAAACUGCGACGAAUCGCCGCUAAACGAUUCAUCCCAAGGGUGAGACCGUCUUAGAAGCAGCCGGUGUCAUUCGCAGGAACUGCAGAAAUUGCGUAUACAUAAUUAUUACAUAUAUAAAUAUCGAUGGCGUUUCAAAGAGACGGCGGUCGCUGUACAUAAAAUACGGAAUAUCCUGAAGGCAUAUGAACACAACAAACCAUCGCUACGGAUUCCUAGAGCCUAAGUCCGUGACGGAAGAACGCCCACAUGAACUCAGAGAAGCAUCACACCGACGCUUGAACGUUCUCGAGAGCCUCCAGAAAACAUGCGCGAUGCGUGAAGCCGCUUAUCGGCAGCAGACCAUAGUUUUCGCGAGUAUCUCACCUUCGUUUAAGAAUGCAUAUUUUAUUAAGGGACCUAGGCUGAUCAUCACGCUCACUGACGGCGACUGUUGGCCUCGCUCGUAGCGUGAUAUCCGAAUCAAUGAUCUAGAUUCUAGGAGCCGACCAAAUGGAGCGUCCUCAACAAGAUGUACCCGAAGUCGGAAACGUAUGAACAACAUCGAGCAGAGAAUCUUCACGCGGGAAAGGGAGCGGAGAGACCAGCGAAGUUGGGUUUUGUUAGUUAUCGCGCUAUAGCUGAUCUGCGGGAUGGCGUGAAUCCCUGUGAUUGAGCGAAAAAAACAACGAUGGCCUAAAAUUUAAAAUUCUGAAGAAAGUUAUUAUUCUCGAUGACGGCAUGAUCGACGUGAUCACCUCGAAUAUUAUUAUAGUGUCUGUCUAGCGAAGAAUAAAACAUCCUAUUAUUAAGAAAA